Molecule: messenger RNA, 1341 nt
Organism: Diaporthe amygdali
Lineage: Eukaryota; Fungi; Ascomycota; Sordariomycetes; Diaporthales; Diaporthaceae
Product: glutamyl-trna amidotransferase subunit a
Exons: 2
Coding region: 1-1341 (446 amino acids)
Source: RefSeq, a predicted model, not a curated record
AUGUCAAACUCCGAUCUACACAGGCUGACGGCGUCUCAAGCCGCGGCGGGCAUACGAUCCGGGUCGUUCACAGUUGAGCAAUAUGCACAAUCCCUACUCUUGCGCAUCAAAGAGAGGGAUGACACGGUCAAGGCAUGGGCGUAUCUGAACCCAGAACAAGUCCUCAACCAGGCAAGACAGCUGGACAAGAUCCCGCCCGAGAAGAGAGGUCCUCUGCACGGUGUGUCGGUGGCAGUGAAGGAUGUCAUUUAUACCAAGGACAUGCCCACCCAGCACAACUCACCAUUGUACAAAGACAGCAUGGCCGGCGUGGAUGCUGGCUCCAUCAUAAUCCUUCGAAACGCAGGCGCGCUCAUCCUGGGCAAGACGGCCACGACCGAGUUCGCCGCGACGACCGAGGGCCCCGAGACCCGCAACCCGCACGACCCGAGCCGCACGCCCGGCGGGUCCAGCUCCGGCUCCGGCGCCGCGGUGGCCGACAUGCAGGCGGCGAUCGGCCUGGGGACCCAGACUGGGGGCAGCGUUAUCCGGCCCGGCUCUUUCAAUGGCAUCUACGCGUUCAAGCCGACGUGGAACUCCAUCACGCGUGAGGGGCAGAAGGUGUUCUCGCUUAUCCUAGACACGUUUGGCAUGUAUGCGCGCUCUGUGGAGGAUUUGGAAUUGCUCGCAGACGUAUUUGCCCUGCGUGAUGACACGCCACCGUUUCCGGAAUCAGAAGGGCAGUUCUCUGUCAAGGGAGCGAAGCUUGCGUUCAUGAAGACCGUGGUGUGGGACACUCAGGUGGAGCAGGGCACUGAAGCGGCACUGGCCAAGGCUGUUCAGCUUCUGAAGGCGCACGGCGCCGAGGUGGAUGAAAUCGAGUUGCCUGACGACUUGAAGGAACUGCCCAAGUGGCACACGGUUGUGUUCAGGACUGAUGGCCAAACUGCAUUUCUUCCAGACUACUUGGUGGCCAAAGACCAGGUCCAUGAACAGCUGCAUGAGCAUGUGGAGAACAAGUACAAGCACACACAUGCGGAGCAGCUGGAUGCGUUCGACCGUAUAGCGGCGGCCAGACCAAGGGCGGAUGCGUUGUUCUCAAAAUAUGACGCGGUUUUGACUCCGUCUGUACCCGGUGAAGCACCCGUAGGCAUUAAAAGCACCGGGUCCGCGAUUUUCCAACUGAUAUGGACUGCUCUUCAUGUUCCGAUCAUCAACAUCCCUGGGUUCCAAGGACAAAACGGAAUGCCCGUUGGAAUCUCGCUUGUGGCACCGAGAUACCAUGACCGGAAGCUGCUUGCGGCGAGCAGGUCGAUUGGGAAGAUCUUCGAAGAAGAAGGUGGCUGGAAAUCGGGACUAUAG